AGCCCAGGUCCUGCGAAGCCCGUGUUAGCCCACCUAACAGGACCCGAAGUUAUUACUGGGUCUGUAUUUAAAAGAGGUGUAACCCACAUGACAGGACCCGACAUUCAUAGCAGACCUGCACAUGAGGGGCGUGUUAAGUUAGAUGCAAAACUUGUGUCGAUUACACAUACAGUAUUUUCAAUAGACUCUGUUCUUGUUCCGGGGAAGAGUGUCUUCUGUUGUUGGAGAGAGAUGCAUAAGCAAUCUUUAAUGGUGGAUGCUUGGAUGAGGGAAGCUCAGGAGGCAUUAAAGUUGGUGGAAGAUGUAGAAACAAGGGUCAAGAACAAAAACCCACAUCCAGAACAACAACGAGAAGAAAACUUACGCCUGACGGAGAUUGCUCGAUCUAAGCUUUUUGAAGUUGGGGUCAAGAUUGAUCGACUUGAAUCUCUCCUCCACAACCCCCCCUCCAAACCCAUCUUAACUAAUGAAGAUUUGGAAUAUCGGUGGAAGAUGAUAUCAGAUAUCCAGCUAAGAACAAGAGUACUGGCUCUAAGUCUUUACGCAAUACCAUCUCCAAACAGUAGCUCUACUAAGAGCAGCUUCAUAUGCUCAAUACAUGCAUCAUGCAUCUUUACUCCUUCCUUGAUCUUUGAACUCCCAUUGUUAAUUUUUAGUACAAGUAGAGGGAUGUAUGACUUAUACCAGGAUGUCAAGUCAUGUCCAUAUGAGGAUGUCCAAGUCCUCGGGUCAAUACCGGUGGAGUCUCAUUCAUCCAUAGCUACAUCAGAACAUUGAAGCAUCUGGACUUCAAAAACCAUUUAAGAUUUGCAGCCGAAAAUGAAUGUUCUAUUAUGUAUAUAAACCAUAGCCCUUCUUUCUCUGUUUAGCACUCAUUAGAACAAAAGAUGCAAAAUAAUUAGCUGAAUCUUCUCCAUUAAGAUGGUCUUCGGUUGGCCAUAACAUGAAGGAAGUUGUGUUGUUAUUUAUUUCCAAAUGCUUUCAGUAAACACUUGAAUGAUGUACAUAUAUAUACUUCCCAAAUUCAGGUUCUACCAAUUAAUGUCUUCUCAACUG
Messenger RNA from Rubroshorea leprosula, 1056 nucleotides. The record is from the annotation of a GenBank genome assembly. NCBI's taxonomy places the organism in Eukaryota, Viridiplantae, Streptophyta, Magnoliopsida, Malvales, Dipterocarpaceae.